Messenger RNA from Acaulospora colombiana, 1470 nucleotides. Lineage: Eukaryota; Fungi; Glomeromycota; Glomeromycetes; Diversisporales; Acaulosporaceae. The record is from the annotation of a GenBank genome assembly.
AUGAAGUACCAUUCCACAAGGGGUUCUCCUAAACUUCUAUCGUUCUCGGAAGCGGUCUUGGUGGGUUUAGCAGAGGAUGGAGGCCUUUUCAUUCCACAGACCAUUCCAACUCUUCCUCCGAAAUGGCGAUCAGAAUGGUCGGGACGUUCCUUUAAUUCGUUAGCUCUGGAGAUUUUUUCCCUUUAUAUAGCUGAAAGUGAAAUUCCUCGUGCUGAUUUAGAAUCAUUAAUCACCAAAUCUUAUUCAGUCUUUAAGAGCGAAAAAGAUGUGGCGCUGCAGUUUUUAGGAAAUCUAUUCGAAUAUUUGUUGGAAAAAAGGAACGAGGAAAAGUCGCGUGGAGAAGAUCAGAAAGAAAGGAUUACUAUUCUCGGUGCCACCAGCGGAGAUACUGGAAGUGCCGCGAUUUAUGGGUUGAGAGGCAAGAAGGACAUUUCUGUAUUCAUUCUUCAUCCUCGAGGGAAGGUUUCACCUAUUCAGGAAGCUCAGAUGACAACAAUUUUGGAUAGGAAUGCCAUUGUUAAAACUCUUUUUUCAGAUGUUCCGUUCAACCAAAAGAAUCACCUGGGUGCUAUUAAUUCGAUAAAUUGGGCAAGAAUUUUAGCACAAAUCGUAUACUACUUUCAUUCUUAUUUUGAAUUAUUGUCGUCAUUGGGUAUUUCCCCAAAUUCACCCGAAUCAUUUGAUAUACAUCUGCAAUACGUUGUGCCGACGGGUAAUUUUGGUGAUGUGUUAGCGGGGUACUAUGCUAAACGUAUGGGGUUGCCUAUUGAAAAGUUGAUUGUGUCAACCAACUCGAAUGACAUCCUGGAUAGGUUUUUCAAAUCGGGUAGAUACGAAAAAGUGACCGGUGAAGAUGGUCGACACGUAGUGCACGAGACUCUAAGCCCCGCAAUGGACAUAAUCGUUUCUAGCAAUUUUGAAAGAUUGCUAUGGUAUUUAGCAUACGAGACCAUCGAUAAUCCAGAGGUGUUAAACAAGGAAGAGAGGAGAUCAAAUCUUGCCGGUUCAAUUGUGGACCAGUGGAUGAAAAAUUUAAAGACAGAAAAUCGACUGGUUGUUAAUAAGUCACAAUUGGAAAUAGCUUUACGGGAUUUCGGAAGCGCCAAGGUUACGGACAAAGAGACUAUGGACACAAUCAGUCGUUUUUAUUCGCCUCAAGACAACAAAAACCAAAUUUCAUAUAUUUUGGAUCCGCACACCGCAGUUGGUGUGGCGGUCGCGGAACGUCAGGUCAUACCAAAAGGCACCUAUCAAAUUUGUCUUGCCACAGCACAUCCGGCAAAAUUCUCUUCGGCUGUCAUGGAUUCACUAAAUAAUUUUAAGGGAUUUGAAUUCGACGAAAUCUUGCCCGAAGAAUUUGUCGGGCUACUGGAGAAAGAGAAAAAAAUUAUACAUGUCGAACGGGCAGAUCCUGAACUGGUCAAACAAGUUAUUGAAAAGGAAUUGGAAAUUGAACUUGGUCACAUCUGA